CCCACCAAGAUACAGACGAGAGCAUCAGAUAUAGACGAGAGCAUCAAGACACAGACGAGAGCACCAAGAUACAGACGAGAGCACCAAGAUACAGACGAGAGCACCAAGACACAGACGAGAGCACCAAGAUACAGACACAGACGCCAAGUGAAGUCCUGUGAGCCUCUUCAAAUGGAGAAAGAGGGAGACAACGGGACCUCUGUUGUCCGGUCGGAGACGUCACACAGGUGUGGCCGGUCCUGCCUCGGCCCUUUGACCUUCCACCCUGUGGCUGUGGGAGACAUGGUCACCUUGAGCCGCGGGGGUCGACUAGCAGAGAGGACGGGGACCACGUUCGAGAACGGCCUGGUGUUCGGCAGCCGCCCGGUAAAGGUCCGGGAGAGGAUUCGCCUGAGGGUUGAGAAAGACUCGAUCAGAUGGCAAGGAGCUCUGCGUGUGGGCUUCACCAACGUGCCGCCCUCGGACCGAGCUCUGCCCCUGCCCAACAUGGCCAUCCCCAACCUCACUGACGGCCACGGGCACUGGGCUGCCCCAGUGGGCGAAUCCCACUGCCCAGCAGGCUCAGAGCUGGAGUUCUGGCUCUCUGGAAGAGGCUCUGUUUUCGUCAGGAGCGCCAACUUCAAGAAGCACCGGCUGCUGACGGGAGUGGAUCUCAGCCGCCCGCUGUGGGUCAUGAUCGACAUCUACGGACAGACAUGCGCCGUUUCCCUCCUGGGCUCAGAGCAAAGGGAGCUAUUUCAGACCAGACGGUCCUGUCCUGCACCUAAACACCUGACCUCACUCGAUGCUGACAAACACAACCGUUUGAUUCCUGUCUCAAGCCUCCAUGGAAACGGGGAUGACCGCAUCUCAUUUGGGACCAAAGACCCAGCAGGUAGAGGCAGCGUGAAGGACUGUGUGGUGUGCAUGGAUAAGCAGGCCAGAGUCACUCUGUCUUGCGGCCACCGGUGUUUAUGCACCCAGUGCGCCUCCAGAGUCUUCCGGCAGUUUGGCACCUGCCCGCUGUGCCGAUUCAAGAUCGGCGCUCCCUCAGUGGACGGUAUUUGAGGUGUGUGUCUGCGCUGCUCGGCGGGAAAAGCUGCUGAGUGACGGUGGCAAAGAAAACUCUUUGAGGAGCAACGUAAUGUCGCCCCAUGGAAGCUGAGCCAGCAGCCUUUAGCAGACGUCAUUCAACUCCAUCGUCCGUCAUAAGCAAAUGUUGUACAGCAUGUGUGAACUGAGACGUCCUGAGAUGUUGAGCUGGUCAUAUGAGCUGCUAAUGUGAACGAAUGUUUGAAACUUUACUGCACUUUUAAUGUGAUUGUUAGAUAUGGAUGAAGGCCAGCGUGUGACUUUUUGGCUGAGACAAUCAAUGCAAAUAAUGAUUUGCACUCAGUUGAGCAUAAAGUGUAAUGUACUGUACAGUCACAGGGUAUGUUGCCUCCCUGGUGUUGUAAAUAUGAAAUAUUCUUUAUUUUUGUCAAAAGAAAAAUUAUAAUAAUAAUUUUUUAAAAAUAUUAUUUGAUUGUAAAAUUAUGAUUCAAUAAAAUGUAUGUCUAUCACACAA
This is a messenger RNA of Pseudoliparis swirei, 1546 nucleotides long. Its product is annotated as E3 ubiquitin-protein ligase NEURL3-like. Lineage: Eukaryota; Metazoa; Chordata; Actinopteri; Perciformes; Liparidae. The record is from RefSeq and is a predicted model, not a curated record. Bases 172 to 1047 code for a protein of 291 amino acids. Gene Ontology annotation, molecular function: ubiquitin protein ligase activity. The transcript has 4 exons.